CAUUGAUUAGACAGACAGGCAACCAACGCCAUAUUGAAACUUUAGUCAGCUGAUAAAUUCCCGUAUUCGAGUCGACUAUUAUCAAAGCCGGCAAUGUGACUUUUGGACAAUUAUUGGUUUUGAACCGUAUUCUUUGAAGGAGACGAUUAUAUAAGACGAUAAGACGAUAAGACAACAGAGUUUACCUCUUGCAGUAAACGUGAUUUAUUUGGACACAACCCAUCAACAAAUAAUGUUUCUUUGAAAACAACUGUGAUCAACCUGGUGCAUCAGAACUUACAAGGUUUGAUGGGUAAAGAACUUGAAAUUGAUUUGUUCCUAGAUUUUAAUAAAGUCAAUGUUCUAUGUGUAACUGAACAUUGGCUUAAAAAAUAUGAAUUAAAUUGUAAUUUUAAAAAUCACCAGGUUGUGAGUUCCUUCUGCAGAGAGAAUGCUAUACGAGGUGGCUCACUGAUCAUUGUUAAUAAAGAUUAUAAAUGUAAGGAACGUAGAGACAUUGUGAGCCUCUCUGUGGAACGGAUUAUUGAAAUGGCCUGUGUAGAGCUUGAGCGAUUCAUUGUUGUAAGUGUGUACAGACCUCCUGAUGCGUUAUAUGAUUCUUUUGAAAAUAUUUUGGAAAAUGUAUUGCUAAAGCUUUCUGUCUCUAAUAAACAAAUUUUUGUAUGUGGUGAUUAUAAUAUCAAUCUUUUAGAAAACACAAAUACCACUAUUAGAUUCAGAACAUUGUUAAAGUCAUAUAACCUCCCAAACUUAUUUCUAGAGCCUACUAGGACAACGACCACAUCGGCAACAUGUUUAGAUAACAUAUUUACAAAUGUAACACCGAUUAACAAAAAAAUUAUUAAUCAAUUAACAUCAGACCAUAGUGGACAAUUUGUGUCUUUUGAAUCUAUUAUGAAUUCUAAAGAUAAAAAUACUCUUGUGAUUGUUCCUAUUAAUAAAAAACGAAUUGAGAAGUUUAGAAAUAAUAUUAAGCAAGAACAUUCAGAAAUUAUUUAUAACAAAAACCCAAAUUUAUCAUACCAAAAUAUGUUUGAGAGAAUUAAUAUGGUCUUUACUGAUGUAUUUAUUCCUAAAACUGUAACAUUAAAAAACAAAACGGUGUUCAGCGAGUGGGCCACCACCGGAGUGUACAAAAGUAGAAAAAAAUUGUAUGAUCUGUAUUCUGAAAAAGCUUAUAAUAAUGAUGAAACAUUUCAUCAAUAUGUCAGGAACUAUUCCAAACUAUUUAGAAAAGUUUGUUUAGCGGCAAAAUCUUUACAUUUAAGUGAUUUAAUCAAAAAUGCCCCUGACAAGAUAAAGAUGACUUGGAACAUCAUUGGUAGAGAAAGUGGAAAAGUCAGAAAUAGCCAUCAAGAAUUCUCGUUAAAAAUAGACGAUAAAUUGGUAACUAGUCAUGAAGAUGUGGCUAAUGCUUUUGAAAAGUUUUUCUCUGACAUUCCAGUUUCAACUACCACAUCUCUAAAUUCAUCCCCCACAGCAGCUGAAAUAUUAUUGCAUAACCAUGUCAAGAAAUGCAAUGAAAUUUUUAAAUUUAAGAAAAUUAAUUCAAACAAUAUAAUAAAAAGCUUUAAUAGCCUUAAUGUAAAAAAUACAGCUGACUUGUGGGGAAUAUCAGUAAAGGUUUUGAAGUCUGUAAUAGACAUUAUUGCUUCUCAUCUUGUUAGUAUUUUUAAUGAUUGUAUUAAGUGUGGUGUAUUUCCUGACUUAAUGAAACAUAGUAAAGUGAUUCCUCUUUUUAAAUCUGGUAGUACUGAUGACCCCUCUAACUAUAGACCUAUUUCAGUACUUCCUACGUUGAGUAAAAUCUUUGAAAAAAUUAUUUUGACACAACUUUUAGAACAUUUUAAAUCAAAUAACCUGCUUCAUAAUAAACAAUUCGGGUUUACAAGGGGUCGCUCUACAACUGAUGCAGGUGCUUAUCUAAUCAAAAAUAUAUUUCAAUCUUGGGAGGAAUCGCAUGAUUGUCUUGGAAUUUUCUGUGACUUAUCCAAAGCAUUUGACUGUGUUGAACAUGAAACAUUGGUGAGGAAACUACAUCACUAUGGUAUUAGGGAUGGUGCAUUGGAACUUAUUACUUCCUAUUUAUCAGGAAGGAUACAAACAGUAGAUGUGAAAGGAAAUAGAUCUUCAGGCACCACGUUGAAAAUGGGUGUACCUCAGGGUUCCAUUUUGGGUCCUUUUUUAUUUCUAAUAUAUAUAAACGAUUUGCCUAGUUUUAUUGAGUCCCGACACGAGGUCGUAUUAUUCGCAGAUGAUACAUCUUUAUUAUUUAAAAUUAAACGACAAUUACAAGUCUAUGACGAAGUGAAUGAUGCGAUUUCGUGUGUGGUUCAUUGGUUCCGUAUCAAUAACCUAUUAUUGAAUAGUAAGAAAACGAAAUGUAUUAAAUUUACUUUAAAAUGUAUUAAAUCAUCUUUAAAUGUGAGACAAGUAGAUAGUAAUGUAAUUGUUUCUGAGGAAUCAUUGGAGCUUGUUGAGUCAACCGUAUUUCUUGGUAUAACAGUGGACUCCAAACUGCAGUGGGGACCUCAUAUUCAUAAAUUGGCGAGUAAGCUUAGCUCUGCAGCAUACGCAGUAAAAAAAAUUAGAAUGUUAACAAAUGCGGACACGGCCCGUUUAGUUUACUUUAGUUACUUCCACAGUGUCAUGUCCUAUGGCAUUUUGCUAUGGGGCAAUGCGGCCGAUGUAGAAAUGAUAUUUAUUCUGCAGAAAAGAGCUAUACGUGCUAUUUAUAACAUGCACUCAAGGGAAUCCCUGAGGGAAAAAUUUAAAGAAAUUAAAGUUCUCACUAUGCCAUCCCAGUACAUCUUUGAAAAUUUGAUGUAUGUUCGUAAACAUAUUGAGGAGUUUCCUAAGAUGUCGGACAUACAUAAUAGAAAUACUAGGAACAAACACAAGCUUGUUGUGCCGAUGAGUAGGUUACAUAAGAUACGAAAUUCAUUCGGGUGUUUGUCUGUGCGCCUGUACAACAAAAUCCCACAAGAUGUUCAGAACCUACAUAUACAUAGGUUUAAGAAAACUAUUAAAGAACAUCUGUGCAAUAAAGCUUACUAUAAAGUCAAUGAUUAUCUAGAAGAUUGCACAAAGUGGGAAUGAGUUGCUCGCUCCGGGAAUUUCAAUAUUGUAAAAUUGUUAUGUUAUAAUUACUUAUUGUAAUAUGAAUAUUUAAAAAAAAAAAAAAUAUUUAAAAUAAAAAUAAAAAUCUAAUAUUAAAAAAAAAAAAAACAUGCCCGCUGAGUUUCUUGCCAAUUCUUCUCAGGACGGAGGCUAAUUCUUGUGAAUUGGCGGUAAUUCUUUUGACGUUCAACAAGUAUGUACUUUCAUUUAUGUUGAAUAAAACUUUUUUGAUUUGAUUUGAUUUGAUAUUCAAAUCAAUCUGUAUUGACAUAUCAAUAAAAUUUUUUUGUCCAAAUGCACGGAUUGCCACCUUUGAUAAUAGACGACUCAUUUCUCGUAACAUUUUCCUUUACAUGACAUCAUUUGACCUCGCCGCGUCUUUUAUGUAAAUUUGCUAAUUAUAAUGACAUAUUGCCUAGAUCGCUCGUAAUUUUUAGACAAGCGUGCAUCUUGGUGAAGUCUUUCUUUAAUUUUUCAUAAAUAAACGUCACACAUUUCACGGCUCCGACUACUGACGUUUUAUCAUGCGCUAUGAAUACUGAAAAUAAUUACGAGAUACGAGGUUGAAUGACAAGUUUCUUUCUUAAUUAUACUGGCUUCGAUUAUAUAUUGAACUAUACCAUGUAGUACAACAGUCACGGAUUCUCAACAGACAUAGAAAUGUCUUGAAAACAUAUGUAAAAAUAAAAUAGUCCUACGUAGUUUAUAUAAGGUUUCUGGGCGUAAUAAAACACUUUAUUAACAUCGUCA
Molecule: messenger RNA, 3870 nt
Organism: Bombyx mori (domestic silkworm)
Lineage: Eukaryota; Metazoa; Arthropoda; Insecta; Lepidoptera; Bombycidae
Exons: 2
Coding region: 289-3099 (936 amino acids)
Source: RefSeq, a predicted model, not a curated record